UGAAGUGGAGGUGACGACUGCGGGAAGACUGGUUUCAUGGCAGUCGCAGCAGCCAUGAGUGGAGAUGGCGGCGGAGGCGACGGGCACGAGCACGACGUCGUCAUGCCUGGAUUCCGCUUCCAUCCAACCGAGGAGGAGCUCAUCGAGUUCUACCUCCGCCGGAAGGUCGAGGGGAAACGCUUCAACGUGGAACUCAUAACGUUCCUCGAUCUCUACAACUACGACCCCUGGGAGCUGCCAGCACUCGCCGCGAUGGGAGAGAAAGAAUGGUUCUUCUAUGUCCCGAGAGAUCGGAAGUACAAGAACGGCGACCGGCCCAACCGGGUGACGGCGUCGGGAUACUGGAAGGCCACCGGAGCAGACCGGUUGAUCCGAGACGAGGGUAAUCGGUCGAUCGGUCUGAAGAAGACGCUGGUGUUCUACUCCGGCAAAGCUCCCAAAGGCAUCCGCACCACUUGGAUCAUGAACGAGUACCGCUUGCCGCGGAGCGACACCGACCAGCACAAGAAGGCUGAGAUCUCAAUUUGCCGUGUCUACAAAAGAGCUGGAGUUGAAGGCCGCCACCGUCUCCCACUUGCUUCCAAGCCGUCCUGGUCGUCUUCUCGAGGAACUGGAACGGAUAGAAGGCACAACAGCUGUUGGCAUCAGCAGCGGCCGGAUUUCCAAUUAGGAGGAGACUCUUCUUGGUCAGCGGCCGCACUAUCGACGGCUAAUUCACUGAGCUCUACAACCUCGACCGACGAAGACGGCACUUCAGCUCGGAUGAUCGAUGAACUCAACAGGUUGGUAGGUUUCAACCAGAACUACGUCAACUACAACCCCCAUCUGCUUCCCUUCACCGCCUUGCCCAUCUCAGUCCCCGCUGUCUCAGACAAGCUAUGGGAGUGGAACUCUCUUCACGAGACUGGCAGGGAAUCCACUACUGGAUUCAAGUGACUAUUAGGCAUGUAACUCGAAUCAACUGCCGCUGUGUGUUGGAUUUCCUUCUUCUUCUUCUUCUUCUUCUUCCUCUUCUUCAUUUGAUCAGAUCUAGCUCGCCAUGGUUUGAC
Molecule: messenger RNA, 1049 nt
Organism: Musa acuminata subsp. malaccensis (wild Malaysian banana)
Lineage: Eukaryota; Viridiplantae; Streptophyta; Magnoliopsida; Zingiberales; Musaceae
Product: NAC domain-containing protein 35-like
Biological process (GO): regulation of DNA-templated transcription
Molecular function (GO): DNA binding
Source: RefSeq, a predicted model, not a curated record